CUUCCGUGGUUCAAACACUCGCCCUCAGUCCUGUCAUCGAUGGAGACUUCCUCCCAGACAUGCCAGAGAACCUCUUUGCCAACGCUGCUGACAUUGACUACAUUGCUGGGGUCAAUGACAUGGAUGGACACAUCUUUGCUGGCAUUGAUUUACCUGCUAUCAACCGCCCACUUGUGAAAAUCACUGCGGAUGAGGUCUAUAAUUUGGUCAAAGGACUUACUGUGGAUAGGGGUGAACGCGGAGCCAAUGCAACAUACAAUCUCUACACGCAAGCAUGGGGCGACAAGCCGGACCAGGAGCUCAUGAAGAAGACAGUGGUGGACCUGAUUACUGACUACAUCUUCCUGAUUCCCACACAGUGGGCACUGAAUCUGCACCUGCAGAAUGCCCGGAAUGCCAAGACAUACAGCUACUUGUUCUCCCAGCCAUCCCGAAUGCCCAUCUACCCAAGAUGGGUAGGGGCAGACCAUGCUGAUGACCUGCAGUAUGUGUUUGGGAAACCCUUCGCCACCCCCCUGGGCUACCUGCCCAAGCACAGGACUGUCUCGAGUGCCAUGAUUGCUUACUGGACCAAUUUUGCCAGGACAGGUGAUCCCAACAAAGGGUAUUCAGAGGUGCCCGUUACCUGGCCACCCUACACCAGUGAGGGCAGUUACUACCUGGACAUCAACAACAAGCUAAAAAAGAGCUCCGUGAAGCAGAACCUGAAAACUGAGUAUGUGAACUUCUGGAACUCGGUCUAUCAGAGUCUGCCGCAGGUUGCCAACUUCUCCUUGACUGAGGAACUGCUGUGGAGCUAA
Fulmarus glacialis (Northern fulmar) is the source of this 800-nucleotide messenger RNA. It is a transcript of the gene CEL, whose product is annotated as carboxyl ester lipase. NCBI's taxonomy places the organism in Eukaryota, Metazoa, Chordata, Aves, Procellariiformes, Procellariidae. The transcript has 4 exons. Gene Ontology annotation, biological process: modulation of chemical synaptic transmission; neuron cell-cell adhesion; postsynaptic membrane assembly. The record is from RefSeq and is a predicted model, not a curated record. The annotation marks the transcript as partial. Gene Ontology annotation, cellular component: cell surface; synapse; postsynaptic specialization membrane. Gene Ontology annotation, molecular function: signaling receptor activity; sterol ester esterase activity; neurexin family protein binding.